AUGUCGAGCAUCAUCGGACGCACCGCCUUCCGCGCCGCCCCGCGCCUCCGAGCCACCCAGGUUCCCCGCCGAUGGAACACCAGCGCCGCCGGUGCUGACGAGCGCCAGGCCGGCAAGGAGGCCCUCAAGACGGGAGCGAAGCGCGAUCCCGAGCUCUACGUCCUCCUCGCCAUUAUGAGCGCCCGAUCGCCCACCAGCGCGUCUUCUGAGCGAUCCGUAGCCCAGGCACCCAACAGCAAGCCCUGGGAGGAGGGUGGCGGCGAGGGCAAGUACCAGUACCACCCCGGCGGUGACACCAGCGCCCCCAGGAAGGAUGCUCCUUCAGCAUUGAACGUGGUCAUCAUUCCCAACGUGACUCUUCCCAAGGAACUGCACGACGCAUACAACAAGUGGGGCAAGGACGGCUACUAG
This is a messenger RNA of Didymosphaeria variabile, 411 nucleotides long. RefSeq lists its product as uncharacterized. The record is from RefSeq and is a predicted model, not a curated record. NCBI's taxonomy places the organism in Eukaryota, Fungi, Ascomycota, Dothideomycetes, Pleosporales, Didymosphaeriaceae. Bases 1 to 411 code for a protein of 136 amino acids. The transcript has 4 exons.